This is a messenger RNA of Acanthosepion pharaonis, 981 nucleotides long. Lineage: Eukaryota; Metazoa; Mollusca; Cephalopoda; Sepiida; Sepiidae. The record is from the annotation of a GenBank genome assembly.
AUGUCAUCAAUGAACAGUAACGUUGGCGUUUCUUUUAUCCUCGUUUGCUUCGACAUAACCCCAGGCCAGCCAACUAAGUAUCAUUCUCUCACUUCUCUCUCUCUCUCUCUCUCUUUGUCACUCUCCCUCUCUUUUUCUCCGGAAACGAUCAACCCCAAAAAAAUACUUCUUCUUUUCCUCCUCCUCCUCCUCCUACUUUCCCUCUUCUCCUCCUUUCCCUUCUUCUGCUUCUUCUUCUUCUUCUACUUCUUCUUCUUCUCCUCAUCUUCUUUCUUCUUCUUCUUCUUCUUCUUCUUCUGCUCCUCCUCCUCCUACUUUUUCCCUCCUCCUCCCCUUUUCUUCUUUUCCCCUUCUUCGUCUACUUCUUCUUCUGCUCCUCCCCUCCUACUUCUUCUACUACUUCUCCUCCCAUUCUUCUUUUUCUUCUGCUCCUCUUCCUACUUCUUCUUCUACUUCUUUCCCUCCUCCUCCCCUUUUCUUCCUCUCCCCUUCUUCUUCUUCUCCUCAUCCUUUUUCUUCUUCUUUUUCUACUUCUUCUUCUGCUCCUCCUCCUCCUUCUACUAUUUCUUCCCCUCCUCCUCCUCCCCUUCUUCUUUUUCUUCUGCUCCUCUUCCUCCUUCUUCUUUCCUUUCUCCCCUUUCCUCCUCCUUCCUUCUUCUUUUCUUCUUCUUUCUCUUCUUCUUCCUUCUUCUUCUACUUCUUCUUCCCUCCUCCUCCUCCUUCUUCUUUUCCCCUCCUCUUCCUCCCCUUCUUCUUCUUCUUCUCCUCCCUUUUCUUCCUCUUUCUUUUUCUUCUUCUUCUUCUCCUCCUCCUCUUUCUUUUUCUACUUCUUCUUCUGCUCCUCCCCCUCCUUCUUCUUCUACUACUUCUUCUCCCCUCCCCUUCUUCUUCUUCAUCUGCUCCUCUUCCUCCUCCUUCUUCUACUUCUUUCCCUUCUCCUCCCCUUCUUCUUCUUUUCUCUAUCUCAUUUCUUUUAUUUAA